GGUACAGCGAAUUGCUCACCGUUAAGUAUUCGAUUUUUUCUCGAGAUGGAACCAGUGGCAUUGAUAAUCCUGGCUCUAAUCCCAUGUGUGGCUGGCGACUCAGGGGAUGACUUCAACAACUUGUUCUCGGAUUUGGCGCCACUUCUGGCAUUAUUUGGGGAGAGAGUCACCAUGCAGUUUCUAAGCGAGUCGAUAGUCUGGCUCGACAAUAUGAUAUUCGCACUGGCCCCCUUCGGAGUAGUGACGGCCAUCGUCGCUGCCAUCAGAGUUAGCGGACCGUCAUAGCUUCGGGCCAUUAUUGGGAGGUCAAGGGAAAAUUGCGCAGCCACCGAGGUUGAAAUCAUGACCUCAAGCUCAAACGAAGUCUGCGAGCUCUGGAACGGACAGGGGCUCGUCCGCGCUCUCGGAGAGGCCCCGAUUCGGGAGUUCAUAUGUUUAACCCCUCGAGCGGAGCCUGAUCUCGAAUUGCCACCCAAAAUGAAGGAGCUACGAGAAGCGCAAGACGACGGCUAUCUCGAAGAAUGCGACCUGAGAGAAUAUACCCAACCAGGAAAAAAAGCCAAUGCGACAAAAUCGCCACUUUUUCAUCGUAUGACCGCAAGCCCCCCGGAUUUCAAUGAUGACUACUCUACUUCGUCAGAUGCCUCUCGCCGCUGUAUCAUUAUCCGCAACACCGAUUCGGCCGCGCCAAACCUGUCGCUGAACAUUCGGAACCGGGCCGGAAUAGGGGAGCAUAUCGCCAUCGUCGUUGCUGCAGCCUUAAUUCAACUGGGAGUAGUCUUUUAUGCAGGGUUUGCAACGUAUUACCCAACCAUGGGGUAUCCGAAGGAUGGCCUUGCGGUGGCCGGAUACGCCUUUCCUUGUGUGGUCACUGGCAUUUUUAUGUUAGUUGUCGGGAUGUUUACCUCCGCCCACGUCGUUGACAGUGGCACGGUGGAGAAGGCAUACAAGGUGAAAAUCAACGAUCAGUCGUUCGGCUCCUUUGCGCUCUAUCCACCAGAGCCAAGGAGCCUGAUUCUCACGUCAAUCCGAGCACCCCCAGACGUCAAGUUGAAGGCCAAAACAGUCGCGGCUACACUAGUAGCCCUAUGCGGCUUUUUUAUACAAUUCGUGGGCCUCCGCGGCUCGCAUUGGUCGAUAUUCGUCGCUCAGCUGGGAGCUACCAUCAUGGUCGGUUUGCGAGCUUGGAUGCGUCGGGCCGCCUACGCUGCGAAGCCUUGCCGUUUGGCUCUUCCUCGCGGAUAUGAAAUGGACUGGCUUGCGACUACUUUCGACAGCCUAGCAGGUGCACCAUGGCGUAAUGGUCUCACACGGCUCACGCCAUGGAGCCGUUUGAACCAUGGGUAAAGAACGACGUGAUCAAGGCCUCGGAGAACGCGCUCAUCGAGGAAGACAACGCGAACUCCGACGCGGCCCUGAGACGCAUGUAGAUCAGAAUAGGUCUUGGUACACUCGCGAACUGGCGUAGACCCGCAUCUGCCGAGGCCUACUGCCUUGCGAAGGCAAUAGAAAUCGCUUUAAACUUUACGGGCGUCUCUGGAAACAAA
Lasiosphaeria miniovina is the source of this 1547-nucleotide messenger RNA. RefSeq lists its product as uncharacterized. Bases 343 to 1347 code for a protein of 334 amino acids. NCBI's taxonomy places the organism in Eukaryota, Fungi, Ascomycota, Sordariomycetes, Sordariales, Lasiosphaeriaceae. The transcript is spliced from 4 exons. The record is from RefSeq and is a predicted model, not a curated record.